Molecule: messenger RNA, 495 nt
Organism: Exophiala viscosa
Lineage: Eukaryota; Fungi; Ascomycota; Eurotiomycetes; Chaetothyriales; Herpotrichiellaceae
Product: E3 ubiquitin ligase complex SCF subunit sconC, variant
Exons: 4
Coding region: 1-495 (164 amino acids)
Biological process (GO): SCF-dependent proteasomal ubiquitin-dependent protein catabolic process; mitotic cell cycle
Cellular component (GO): cytoplasm; nucleus
Molecular function (GO): cullin family protein binding
Source: RefSeq, a predicted model, not a curated record
AUGUCUUCCAAGAACUUGAUACUCCAGAGCUCCGAUGGCGAGGACAUCUCUGUUGAGCGCGAAGUCGCAGAGAGAUCCGUCCUAAUCAAGAAUAUGGUUGGCGAUCUUGGAGAGGAGGCGAUGGAAGAGCCUAUUCCCAUACCCAACGUCAACGCCGCUGUUCUCAAGAAAGUCAUCGAGUGGUGCCAACAUCACAAGCAUGAUCCUCCCUCCACCAACGAAGAUGAUUCGGACUCCAGAAAGAAGACCACAGACAUCGAGGAGUGGGACCAAAAGUUCAUGCAGGUCGACCAAGAGAUGCUGUUUGAGAUUAUUCUGGCAGCCAACUACUUGGACAUCAAGGCGCUUCUGGACGUUGGUUGCAAAACCGUGGCAAAUAUGAUCAAGGGCAAGUCGCCGGAAGAGAUCCGUAAGACGUUCAACAUCCAGAACGACUUCACCCCCGAGGAAGAGGACCAGAUCCGCCGCGAGAACGAGUGGGCCGAAGACCGCUAA